ACAACUACUGCUGAUACAACAACUACUGCUCCUACAACAACUACUGCUCCUACAACAACUACUGCUGAUACUACAACAACUACUGCUCCUACAACAACUACUGCUCCUACAACAACUACUGCUGAUACUAUGACAACUACUGCUCCUACAACAACUACUGCUGAUACUACAACAACUACUGCUGAUACUACGUCAACUACUGCUCCUACAACAACUACUGCUCCUACAACAACUACUGCUGAUACUAUGACAACUACUGCUCCUACAACAACUACUGCUCCUACAACAACUACUGCUGAUACUACGUCAACUACUGCUCCUACAACAACUACUGCUGAUACUACGUCAACUCCUGCUCCUACAACAACUACUGCUGAUACUAUGUCAACUACUGCUCCUACAACAACUACUGCUGAUACUACGUCAACUACUGCUCCUACAACAACUACUUCUGAUACUAUGACAACUACUGCUCCUACAACAACUACUGCUGAUACUAUGUCAACUACUGCUCCUACAACAACUACUGCUCCUACAACAACUACUGCUGAUACUAUGACAACUACUGCUCCUACAACAACUACUGCUGAUACUAUGACAACUACUGCUCCUACAACAACUACUGCUGAUACUACAACUACUGCUCCUACAACAACUACUGCUCCUACAACAACUACUGCUGAUACUACGUCGACAACUACUGCUCCUACAACAACUACUGCUCCUACAACAACUACUGCUCCUACAACAACUACUGCUCCUACAACAACUACUGCUCCUACAACAACUACUGCUGAUACUAUGACAACUACUGCUCCUACAACAACUACUGCUGAUACUACAACAACUACUGCUGAUACUACGACAACUACUGCUCCUACAACAACUACUGCUCCUACAACAACUACUGCUGAUACUAUGACAACUACUGCUCCUACAACAACUACUACAACAACUACUGCUCCUACAACAACUACUGCUGAUACAACAACUACUGCUCCUACAACUCCUACAACAACUACUGCUCCUACAACAACUACUGCUCCUACAACAACUACUGCUGAUACUAUGACAACUACUGCUCCUACAACAACUACUGCUGAUACUACAACAACUACUGCUGAUACUACGUCAACUACUGCUCCUACAACAACUACUGCUCCUACAACA
Messenger RNA from Oncorhynchus nerka (sockeye salmon), 1170 nucleotides. Its product is annotated as salivary glue protein Sgs-3-like. The record is from RefSeq and is a predicted model, not a curated record. Lineage: Eukaryota; Metazoa; Chordata; Actinopteri; Salmoniformes; Salmonidae. The annotation marks the transcript as partial. The transcript is spliced from 3 exons.